AUGAAUAUAAGUAAAAGUUUACCAUAUCAUACAAUGAAGAUACCAUGUUUUCGAACAUUCUCUAAUUAUAUUGAAAAACAAAUGUAUGAUAUAAAAACGAAUGGAAUUAGUGUUAAUAAUAAUAAAAUUCUGGUACUAAUAGCAUUUGUGACAGGCGAUAUGCCAGCAUUAUCUAAAAUGUCGAAUCAUGUUGAUCAUACAGCUUAUUACAGUUGUAUGUGGUGUUAUGUAAAAGGUCAAUAUUCACAUGAAUGUCGAUGUAUUUUAUUUAAUGGUGGUAUAAAUGAACAACCAAGAACAGAUGAAUCCUAUUUAAAUGAUAUCUAUAAUGUACAAAGAUACGGUUAUCGAGAUCAUUAUGGUGUUAAAGGAGAAGCAAAUAUAUCAUUAUUAAUUGAUACAACAGAACCAUCAACAUUUCUUAUUGAUGGCAUGCAUACAAUGCGAACAAGUUCAUUAAGUAAUGUCAAUCGUUGGAAAGCAUCUGAAAUACGAGUAUUUAUUAUGUAUUUAUCUAUACCAAUAUUGUAUGACUAUUUACCAAUAUAUUCGAAUUGUGCGUUGGCACUUUAUGUAUUAUUUAUCAGAUUUGUUCAUGACUUUUGGCAAGGACCUGAUUCAUAUGAUGAUGCUAAAUUUUUAUUAAUUAAUACAUAUGAAACAUGUAUAACAACCAAAAGUGUGCAGAAUAAACCGUUAUUUCCACCACGUUUAUUAACAAUUACAAUGCAUACACAACAGCAUAUACCUCAACAAUGUGUAGAUUCUGGUGGUUGUGAACACCGCGAAAUUAUUCUAUUUGAAACUUUUUUGGGUAAUUUGAAAUCAAAUUUAAAAGGUCCAUUAGGUACUAUUCAUCAAAUUGCAUUUGCAUAUGCAGCUGAUUUAUAUUUAAAUCAUAAUUCACGUUCUGGAAAUGACGAUAUAUUAUUGAAUGGAGGUUUCACUAUUGAUCGUCAAACUAAUACGUAUAGUGCUAAUAUGAUUGUAGAUAAAAAUGAAAUAGAAAUAUUAAAAAAAUUUAAUUGA
Molecule: messenger RNA, 1029 nt
Organism: Didymodactylos carnosus
Lineage: Eukaryota; Metazoa; Rotifera; Eurotatoria; Philodinida; Philodinidae
Source: the annotation of a GenBank genome assembly